Molecule: messenger RNA, 540 nt
Organism: Aspergillus niger
Lineage: Eukaryota; Fungi; Ascomycota; Eurotiomycetes; Eurotiales; Aspergillaceae
Exons: 4
Coding region: 1-540 (179 amino acids)
Source: RefSeq, a predicted model, not a curated record
AUGACUAAUGGAGAGGUCGAGGUUGCUGGGAUUAAGCCCACCAACGAUUAUCCAUCCAACCUGCGCCCGAAAGACAUGCCUGCGCGCGUAUGUAUCAAGAUCAAGAUAUCUCUGGCCCAUGAAGUUGGGAAAGGUUGUAAGAGUAAGGAUUCGCAAAUAAUGUCAAGUCAAGAUCAUCUAAGCCUAGUAAAUGCACUAAGCAGAGUACGUUUACUAGUAAAAGCUUCUUUGACUACUCUUACUUAUAGUGAUUUGGUGGGCGUAGCAAUACAUGAUAUUAAAACAUACCAUAAUUCGAUGAACGGAUGUCACUAUGAAGUUUACUCUGGUCCAGGAAGAGAAGAUGCUGACCCCAUGCACUUGUAUAUUAUCCACAGCCUCUAUUUGCAUACAGCUAAUUCCCGACUGUCAAUGUUUGAGAUCCCCCAUUGGUGUCGGCGUCUACCCUCUGAGAUCAAAAUUAAAAUGGCUGACUUACGCCCACCCAAGACCACUUCUUCCUCAUAUCGGAGUUGCUCAAGAUGGCCAUCUUGUUGCUAA